Molecule: messenger RNA, 8328 nt
Organism: Dracunculus medinensis (Guinea worm)
Lineage: Eukaryota; Metazoa; Nematoda; Chromadorea; Rhabditida; Dracunculidae
Source: the annotation of a GenBank genome assembly
AUGAACGAUCAAAAACAAUUGGUUCUUUUAUCCUAUCCAAUACCAUCGAAUGAAGAUUAUUUCGCUAAAAAAUUAAAAGAAGUGGCUCAUGCACGAAAUUGUUUUGGUGCAAUCUCUUCAGUUGCCCUCGGAAAUAUCGAAGCGUCAAGUAUCAUCCAAGUUGUUCUUGGGUCAAAAUAUGUUGCAUUCCUAUUUAAGGAUGGUAAUGUGGCUAGGUUAGGCUACAAUUUUGUUAAAUCGGAAAAAGAUACAAUUACUCAUCGUGAUGACAAGGCGCCAUCAAGUGGAGGUUCUGGUCAAAAUGGAGGAUCAGAGGCCACUGCGAUAAACUCUUUAUCAACUAAUCCUGCUUUAAAUCGUUCAGCGAAAAUUCGGCGUGUUAUGAUGGCAGCCAGACGUCCAGGAUCGUUAGGUGAACGUGCUGGAGUGAUUGUUGAUCGGACAAGAUCACUUAUUCCUUUGAGUGCCAUACCUGAAGAUCUCAUUGCUCAAGCUCAGGUUGUUUUGCAAGGAAAGCCUCGCGAUGUGAUUGUCCGAGAGUUACAAAGGACCAAUUUAAAUGUCAAUGAGGCUGUAAACAAUUUGCUCAGUCGAGAUGAUGAAGAAGGUGAAGAUAUGGAUGAGGGCUCAGAUGCAUAUUUACCAGAAGAAUUACUUUCAUUAUUGGAUGCUGGUUUAAGAGGCGACUCUCAAAAUAGUGGGAAUACUGCUGGUAGUGGUGGUAGUACUGCCGAAGAUAGUUUUUAUGGUACCGACUUUGACUAUCUUAUUGCAAGGGAUUUUGCUAGGAGGCGAACAGAAAAGGAAAAGAAAAAUGAGAAAAGUAAAGACGUCCCUCCAACCGAAACAAUUUCUAAACCAGUAAUGGACAUUAACUUACAAUAUUGGGCGAAAGAAAAGUUUAUAUUUCCUCCUGGUGUGACAAAAUUUAUGAAAAUCGCUUCAAUGUCAAGUGAACUUAUUGCGCUCGGUGAUAAUGGCUUUUUUUACGGAUGGUCGUGGAAUAAUGAUGGAAACGGUUCAUUAACUGUUCAUCCAUUAUGUAUAAAAUUACUUUCGGAUGCUUGCAAUGAUGAGAAGUUUAUUGAUAUCGUAGCAUGCGCUUAUCGUGCAAGUGUAGUAACUUCCAUGAAUCGAGUGGGAUCGUUUAUGGAUUGUGGCACUUGCGGCACGAAAAUAUCUGAAGCUUUAUUUUUGCCGUUAAAUUGUUUGCCUGAUAAUGAGAAGUACGCCUCAAUGUAUGUUUGCGCUUUGUAUGCGUUGAUUCGCACCCAGUCAAAGGCAUAUUACUGGUGGGGUGUAUUCCCAUUCAAUGAGCGACGCAAACUUUGGGAACGAAUGCGAUCACGCUCUCGACGCCAUGUUACCUUCGAUGUUUCGGAAAUCACAGAAGGAUGUGAAGUCCGAACUAAAUCGCAGCCGAUUUAUUGUACUGGAUCGAUUGCUGUUAACUUUAGCUCUGGAACUCCUAUGGUAGGCACUCUUAUGGAAUCAGCUUGGACUUUAUCUGAAUUAUGUCGUUUCCAAGUACGAACUCCUUCUCAAUAUGAUGAGGAAAAAUUGAAUGUUGAAUAUCCAUCUUGUCAUUCUUCGUCUUCAUUAAAUGAUAAUAGAAAAAGGCCUUUCAAUGAAAACGAUGAAUCGCAUGUAAGAGAAACUGCAUGGGCUUUAAAUGAAGUUAUCUUUGUUCAUGAAGAAUAUUCACAGGAUAUUGGUAUUGUUAAAAUUGUAGAUGGUGCCUAUUGCGGUGUCAUUUUUCGACCUAUCGGAGUCACAUCUGAGGCAGAUAGUGACCAAAUUGAACUGCGAAAAAUUCGCUUAAUGCACAAAGAAGAUUUGGUUGUCGUAUCAGCAGCUAAUAAAUCGCGUUCUCCAGACAAUUUUCAGUCCAUUUUGUUAAAAAUACCUUUCCCUGUUUCAAUAUUAUCUCGAAAAAUUCAUGCUGUCGCAGUUGAUAAUAUCGGAUUCCUUGAGACACUUCACUUGGAAUUGCCUCCUGUUCAUAAAUUUGUUGUUGGAAUUCGACCAUUAGAUAAAAGUUCUGUGGUUGCGCAGACUGCUUCAAAUUCUUCUACUGGAUCAAAUCGAGUAGUAGCGAAUCGAUCUGCUGUGUUAUUCGCAAUUAUGGCUCCUUCACCUUUUUCUGUGCAACCAUCCAUUCCAUCUUUAAUUCAGACAGUGUUGUACUGUGAUGUAAAAGGAGUUGAAUUGAUUUUGGAUACUUUACAUAAUGAAUGCUGUGCUGAAUUAACUCGAUCAGAAAUUUUAAAUCGUAGCGAUGGUAAUCGGACAAUCCUUCAUACUGCAAUAAUGUUUGCUUCUCCUUCGACAAAUCGAGAUAAUGCGGAUGUUGGUAAUUUGUUUGCGGAAAUUAACAAAAAAAUUAUCGAUAGAGAUGUGAAAAAUGCAGAUGGAAACCACGAAAAUGAGAAACAUUGGCGUCAGAUGUUGAGAAAUCGUUCAGAUGCUAAUAAGGAGCAGUUGAUCAAAGAAUUGAUUCCAAAUGCGCCUUGUUCCAGAAUUGAUGUGGAAGAAGCUAUAAUGCCUAUAAUUGUCACACCAAUUACUGAUAUCAAACAGCGUCAACUUAAUGCAACAGAAAUUAUCAGAAUCAUUUGCACACAUCCUGCCAUCGCACCACACUUAAUGGAACUUCUCACGACUAGAGAUAUAAAUGGGCAUACUCCAUUUAUGUGUGCAGUUAAUGUUAGAGCUUAUACGGCAGCACACAUUAUUUGGAAUUGUAUCGAACGUCUUUCGCAAGGAAAUCCUUCUGAUAAUGUAUCUCUACGUAAUAGUGAUAACUUCUUUCAUUCAGCCAUAUUUCCACCGGGUUCUCGAGUUGAUGACUCUCCCUUAUUUGUUUUAUGUGCUAACGAUACGUGUAGUUUUACAUGGACUGGUGAUGAACAUAUCAAUCAAGAUAUAUUUGAAUGUAAAACAUGUGGCUUGGUGGGUUCAUUAUGUUGCUGUACAGAGUGUGCUUUCACUUGUCAUAGAAAUCAUGAUUGCCAUCUUAAAAGAACGUCUCCUACAGCCUAUUGUGAUUGUUGGGAAAGGUGUUCAUGUAAAGCCCUUGUUGCUGGUAAUACCGCAGAACGCGAAAAGUUAUUAGAAAUAUUGAUACGAGAAACUGAUCUUAUUCACGAAAUCAAUUCAAGAGGCGAGCACUUAUUGUUAUUUCUUGCACGGACCGUUGGGAGACAGUUAAUUGAACAAGAAGGUAGUCAACGGCGUUCGAACAAAGCGAAAACAUCAGCAUCUGAUCAAGUUCGAGAACAUGAUUUGGAACCACCCAAAUUUGCCAGAACUGCAUUCUCAAAACUUUUAUCAGAUUGGCGUUCGGUAAAAAGCCUAUUAAUGUAUGGAACCAGAGAAACACAAAACGACAAUGUUAUUUCUGAAGAGAUGUUUUAUUUAAAUCGUCAAAAUGGCACUUCACAGUUAGACAAAUUUGUGUUCGUAUUAAUUUCCAAAUGUACUGAAUCGCAUAUCGAUACCUUGUUGAAUACUUUGAUCGCAGAAUCUAAUCAAAGACAAUGGACAAGUGGAGAAAGAGAUGCACAGGUCGAUUUCAUUAUAGCGAGAUUUAUUCGUUCCGUGAUAAGGAUAUUCACAUUGGUAACUCUCUUAGCACCGGAUUAUGCUGGUGUGUCUUCUGGUUUUAUGAGUUCUUUAUCUAGUACAGAUUCUUCAUAUAGGCGUUCUUUUGAAAGCGGAUUUCAUACUUUUAGUGUCUCUAAUCUUCAUUCAUUGCCUAGAAUUGGUAGAAUUCCUGCUUCCCGCGAAGGAAAAGCAGCAAGAGAUGCAAGGAGAAAUAAGUGUAAUGUCACAACGGUUGUGCACAAAUGUCGACGUAUUUUUUUCACGAUGAUUGCUUAUUCAAUUAGUGAGUUGUGUAAUGCUGCUGAUUCAUUAAUUGCUCCUGUACGUCUUGGUGUUGUUCAUCCUAGUACCAUUGUGCAAUUAACAAACCAUUCAACGGAUUGUCUUGAGGCUAUUGAACUUUAUUUGGCAUCAGAAGUUGAUCUCUCAUCAGUUUCUAUAAAAAAUAGUGAUUCUACAAGGAUAAAAUCGAAACGAUACUCCCGAGGAAAUCGACGUUCCGCACGAAACGAGAAUUAUCGAACAAACAACAGUGCGCUGAAUUCUUUGACGAGAAUUACAAACAGUGAUAACUCGAGUGAAUCUAAUGAUGAUGAAAGAGCUGCAGCAAAUUUUGAUGACGAGGAGUUAUAUAGUGCAUCUGGUGAUGGUGAAGAUUCUGUUUAUUCAGUUGCAACUCCGUCGGAGAUUGAUGUAGGUGAAGUUUCGGCUGAAGAUGAUAAUUAUGGAGAUAAUUUCGAUCUGCUUGAGGAUGAUGCUAGGACUGGCGUUGAAUUUAAUCGCGAUACUAAUCAUGGUAACGAUGGUGGGAGUCGUCUGUAUGAGCGAGGUGAUGAAGGUUAUGAGAUGGAUGAUGGAAGUUACGAAAGAAAUGAUGAGCGCGAUGAAGGAGAGAUGAAUGAGAAUCAAGAAGGAGAUGGUGAGGAAGAUGAUGAACGAGAUGAUGACGGGAGCGAAAGCACUUUUAGUGAAAGCAAUCGCGAAACAGAAGAAGCAUCUUCGAAUCAGGCUGUUCACAAUGAAAGAAUUGAUGAGCGUCAAGAAGACGAAUCUCAGCGUCGAGUUUCCCGUUCUGAUGUGUCAAACAAUGAGGAAAAUUCGAAUGAACCGCACAGGAGAGAAGAUUUGGCUUCCACUAAUCAAAGUUUUCAUCGUGCUAGCGAUAAUUCUUCUUCGCCAACAAGAGCACAUGUUGGACGUGUCGUUGUAGACAGAUCUGCUUCAACUGAAGAAAUUAAUUCAUCUAAUAACAAUGGUUCAGCGAGGACGAGUGGAGUUACAAGUGGCCGUAAUAACUCUAUACCUUUGUCAUGGGCAAUUCGUCGAAUAUCAUCGAAUAGAUACAACCGUCAGCGGCAUCAGAAUAAUCGUGAAGAUGAUAGUGAGACUUAUAUUGUGGAUGUACGGCCCACAUUACGUUCUAAUGCGAAUUCGCUGCAGAAUGGUGCCAGUAUUGAAGAAGAUUCUCACUGCUCUGUAACUAAAACGUCUCAGCAGCUUUCAAUGUGCUUUUCAAUCUUGAUAAAGUCUAUCGUUGAACUUUUACCCAUAUUAGUAGAUUUUCGUGAUUAUAGUAAAAGUUCCUAUAUGCAUAUUCCAAAAAUGUUGGAGCUAAAUGAUUCAGUUGUCCUCGCAAUUCGACAACUGGUAGAAGAACGUUUGGCAUCAACUUGGCAGUGGUUGGCUACAGUUUUAGAUAAAACCGAGGCUAAAUUACGUUUUGGAAAUGCUUUAAUAUCUACACCUGCCGGUUUAUUUAUCAGUAAUCGCAGCUCGAAACCCUUCUCUCAGAAAAGUAGUGGCAAAAGCACUAGAUCUGGAAAUAUGGCUCUCGAAAUAGAUUUGCUCAAAAAACGUGGCCGGUCAGAUUCUGUUGCACAGAAUAACCAAACAUCUCGAAACGAAUUUAGAUUUCUGCCUGAUUCAACUAGUGCUCGUGAUUCAAACAACGGUCGUGAUAAAGCGCCAGAUGACAAAAAUGAUACUGUUGCAUCUCGAAAUGAUUUCAUUAACUACUUUCUUUCGCUUAUGCGUUCGCAUUCUUCCGAGAAUGGUGAUGAUUUACCAGUAAUCGAAUUUGGUACACUGAAAUCGCUGAUUUAUGUAGCAGAUGCAUAUUUACUUUUCAUUGAUAUGCUUGAAAAAAUUGAUUCGCAAAUUGCUGCUAACCAGGAAAUAACUAAAGAUGCUGCUACAUGUGAUAAACAAAUAAUUGAUAUGUUUCAAAAGGAUGAAUUGGAAGUGGAAAGUACCAAUUGGACUUGUAUUGCUGCGAAAAAUAUGUUCUUUAAGCGGUCCAGUUCUUUAUUGUAUCCUGGCAUCACAGAUAUAUCCAGCCGUCACGCAUUUGAACAUAAAUGUUCUGAAUCACUUGCAUUGGCAGAGAGACCACAUUUGCUUAAGCCUGGAGUAGAGAAGGAAGAAAUGUUUGGUUUACCUGUCAGGCCAAGAUCUUUCGCUGAACAUGAAAAAAAUGCUCGAGAACAUGGGAUUGAAAAUGUCACUCAUCAAGGAUUUGCAGAACCUUGGUCCCAUUUUAUGCAAUUAUCGUCUCUUGUUGUUUCCGAUGGAACAAAUAUUAAUCAAAUGCAGGGUAGGCCGAAUGUGAUUGUUCAUUCCAAAAAUUUGCCUUGUAUUUCGCCAGUAAGAGAAAAAUUGGAAUCUCCGCAGUCAUCUAGUGAUAAAUUGCCACCUAGAGGUUUCACACCUAUUCGAGCUUAUCAUCAACAGUUACUGGUAACAUGCGGCGAUGAAAUAGGUAGUUCAUUAUUACUGUCAGAAAUGGCUGGAUUUUCAGUUCGUGAAGAGCAGUUCCGGAAAAAAAUGGAAAGGUUUCGAAAUGCCGUGUCGAGGGAUUUAGUGUUUGAGGUUGAACGUGAUAAAGAAAAAUUAAUCGCUCAGACAUUUCAUCAACUAAAUGAGCAAUACAAACGUAGAACAGCGGGUACAGCAUCUAGCACGCCGCAUGCUGUUGGAACUAGUGAUGGCAAUUCUCAAUCAUCUGUCACUCGUGUACUUUUCGGACGGGUGCAAAGUGCAAUAAGUUCUGCUGCUCCAGUUUUCUCUGAUAAUUCCAUCAAUGCUCCUCCUUUGGCUUGUUAUAAGGUUAAAGUGACAUUCAAAGACGAACCUGGUGAAGGCAGUGGUGUUGCACGUAGUUUUUAUACAGCAAUAGCGGAUGCUUUUCUUACUAUGCAGUCUUUGCCCAGUGAAACAUAUGUAGCUACGGCUUUUGGUCCUUCUCCUGAUACUAAUUCUUCAGGUUCGCGAUUGCGUGAAAGAAAUGCUUUUAGAGAAAGAAGUACAAUACUUUUUGGAAAUAUAAGCUUUCCCGGGCGUCGACGGAACUUACGGAGGCAAAUCCGACCCGUACUAUCUGUAAAUUCUCAGCCAUAUUUUUCCGUGCAACAACCACAUUUAAACCAACCGCAAAAUAGUGGUAAUACUAGUGGAAAUUCAACCUCAUCAAAUGUGGAUAGGCUUGCUCCUAUGCCUCAUUGGGAGCCUGAACGAGAAGCUCUUGGAGAACGUCUUUUGGUUAAGGUCCAAGCCAUGAAACCGUUGUUGUGCAACAAGAUAACAGGUAUGAUACUCGAUUUGACAGCACAUCAAGUUGUUGCUUUACUUGCCCGCGAAGAAUUAUUACGAAGUCACGUUGAAGAAGCUGCAGAAAUGUUAGCAGCGGCAGGUUUCACUACUAAUGAAGUGCGAGAUGAUACAAUGCAGGAGCAGGUUGAUGCUGUUAAAGUCGGCACAGCAAUUUUGAAAGCAGCUAGUUUACCCAAUCUUCAAACAUCUCCCAGUCGUUUUGCUUCGGGUGAUGAUCUUGCUCCUCUGUUUUAUCGACCUAGUCGAAAUGGUUAUUAUACUCCUAUCGCUGGCAAAAAUUCCACACAUAGGCUUCGUGCUUUCAGAAAUGUUGGCAGGAUAAUUGGUGUCUGCCUAUUUCAAAUGGAACUUUUCCCAUUGCAUGUUUGUCGCCAUGUUCUUAAAUUUAUUCUUGGUCGCCCCAUAAAUUGGUUUGAUCUUGCAUUUUAUGAUCCUGAACUUUUUGAAUCAUUGCGUAUGCUAGUAUUCAACGACGGCUCUAUGCAGGCACAACAAGUCAGCGAUCUCGGUCUUACUUUUUCUGUCAAUCUACCUGCUGAAGAGGGUGGUGGUACGAUCGAAUUGAAACCUGGUGGAUCAGAUAUAGAAGUAACUCAUGAGAAUGUUAUAGAAUAUAUAUAUUUGUUUGUAGAAGCUCGUAUGCUUGGCAGUCAUUUGAAAUGUCUUGAGGCAAUUAAACAAGGUGUUUAUGAUGUAGUGCCAGCUGGCGCUUUGGCAAACAUUACUGCUGAGGAUUUGCGACUUUUAUUAUGCGGAACAUUUGAGAUAACAGUAUCUGUGAUGCAAACUUAUACAACGUUUACUGAUGAAAGCUCUUCAAAGCCUGAAAUAUUGCAAAAGUUUAAAGAUUGGUUUUGGUCAAUAUGCAGAAAAAUGAACAAUCAAGAAAAACAGGAUCUUCUUUUCUUCUGGACUGGUUCAAAAUCUUUGCCACCGAGUGAAGAAGCAUUCCAACCUUUGCCAAACGUUCUUAUUCGACCAGCUGAUGACCAGCAUUUGCCUACUGCUAAUACUUGUAUUUCGAGGCUUUAUCUUCCUCUGUAUUCAAGAAAAAGAAUUCUUAAAACGAAGCUUUUGAUGGCAAUCAAAACGACAAAUUUCGGUUUUGUUUAA